UCGAAAGUGGAACUUGAGAGUUUGUCUGACUUCGGAGCGAGAGGAUGAUGGCCGAGGGCGAAGUGCCUUACCGCUUUCCGCUUGUGGUCGAGGGGAACUGGGAUUGCAGCCUUACCAAAACUCUGAAGAACAAGCUCCUCUGUUACUUCCAAAGCCCGAAGAGAUCGGGAGGAGGGGAAUGCAAGAUCCAUGUAGAUCCCGGCAGAGAAGAGCAGAUCACGGUGUAUUUCGCUCAGGAAGAGGUGAGAAAGAGUGUUCUUAAUAUUAAGAACCAUGAACUCAGUCUGCCAGAAAUGAAGACAUUGAAGUUAACUGUCUCACUGCCUUCAGUAGAAGUAGCAUCUAAUAACAAUGUGCCUCUGGAAGAACAAGAUCUAAGCCAGAGGCCUGUGAUAGCUAAAGAAACCCAUCAACUUGAUUGCACAGAAAAGGAAGCAGGAAAAAUGGCCAUCCAGGAGGAAUUCAGCAUUGUAGUAACAGCAGAUUCAGACAGAGAAAUUCAGGUAGACAUCCUGGAGCUAUACUUUGAGAAUAAGAGGCAUUCUGGUGGAGGGCCUGUGAAGUCCUGCAUUAAAGAUGGACAACAAUUCAUCGUCACCUUUGAAAAAAAAGAAGAUGCCCAAGAGGUUUUGCAAAGAGAUUGUCACCAAGUCAGUAAAAUUGUACUUCAUGUCAAAAAAUACCAGCAGGAAUUGAGUCAAGAGCCAUCAUCUUCUCAAGUGGUUCUUGAGAAUGUGCCGAAGACUACAAUUGAGUGCAUGGUCAUUCUGUUGGUAGAGACUGUGAGUGGCCUCUCAGAAGAAGAUAAGGAUUUUGAUGUGGAAAUGAUGCCUGAGUGCAAUGCUGCUGUCAUCACUUUUAUCAACCUCAUCGAAAUAGACAAAUUUAUCAAAGCAUUCAACCGGUACCAUAGGGUUCAGCAACAAAAGAUUUCAGCUCGAUCUUUGGAAAUGCCUAAAAGCAUCUUGGUUGAAAAUAUUCCCCCUGAAAUUCCUAAAGACUAUAUUGUUAUCUAUUUUGAAAGCAAGAAGCACGGUGGUGGUCUGGUGCUGAAUAUCAGUUACACUCCUGAAGACAAUUCUGCCAUAAUCACAUUUCAGGAGAGCAAAGUUGUAGCUUCCAUCUUGCAGCAAAAGCAUUCUCUUAUGAAUGUCCCUGUUUCUGUUUAUCCGUACUAUGAAUCUUUUGGAGCUGCCCUGUAUGGCAAAGAAAGACUACAAAUUAAGAUGCCAGAUCCAUUCCCUGUGUCUAUUGACCCCUAUCACUGGAGGUUUCUACAGCAGAACUACCGUUUACUUCAGGAAAUAACACGCGAAAUGGCAGGCCAUUGUUGUGAGAUCAAAUGGCCUUCCGAACUCUGUGGAAAUCCGGAAAUCAUGGUACAUCCUUCCCAUGAGUUGUCAAAGAGAAAACGAUCCUUGGUUAAGAUCUGGAAAGAAGACGCCUUAACUCUUCUUACACAGAUCCUGUCACGGCAGAAAGUUGUCAAGCAUGAAAUAAAUUCUGAAUUGUGGGACGCCAUAAGAAACAGUCUAGUAAAAGAUGACAUUUUGAUCAUAACAGAUGCUUCAAAGAGAGAGGUGGUUUUGGUCGGGGCAGCAGACAGUGUAAAGGAAGCAGAGGAGGAAAUGAAGGUGCUCAUAGCAAAUGCUGUUAGAAAGAUGGAUAGAGAGAGAUUGACAAUAGAGGAAACCGUAUUGAUUCCUGCUUGCAAAUAUGCCAUUUUAUGCAAUGGUGGACUACAAGAGAACAUUUGCUCAGCAUAUCCAGAGCUAAAGAUUACUUAUGACACUUCCAAAGAACGUAUAACUCUGCGUGGCCUACCUGCUGAAGUGUUUAAAAUAAAAAGUGACAUCCUUGAAAAAAUGUCCAGCAUGGUUCAGAAGCCUGUUGAUAUUCAUUCUAAUAUUUUUGUUUUUCUUCAACAUGUUGAUAAUGAGUCUCUGUCUCGGCUCUUAUUCUGGACCAAAAAGAUAAAUGCCUACUAUGAACUCAGUGAUAAGUCUGUACUACUGUUUGGACGAAUUCUUCAGGACCUUCAAAGAGCUGAGGAAGAACUCAAGAAAGAUCUGACUUACCAAAGUAUUGAACUUGAGGAUUGCACAGUUACAAAAAAGAAUGAAUGGCUGGAACUAACAGAGCAAUUGUACAAGGCGUACAAUUGUUCGGGUGAAACCAUCUUCAUUCAAGAACAGGAAGGUAAAAUAGUCGUUGCAGGUUAUUUCAAAGAAGUGGCCACCGCUCAUCAGAAACUCUCCGAUUUUGUUGACAACCAUACAUACAUUCAGAGAAAUAUAGGUGCUAAGUCUGCUGCUGUUGUAAUGUAUAUACAACAGGAAAAGAGCCCAAGCUGGAAUAAUUUAAAUGAACAAGGUGUAAAAAUACAUUUUGGUAUACUGAAAAGUCGCAAAGUGAUUUCCCUUGAAGGACCCAAAGGUGCAGUUCUGAAGGGAGUCGAGCUUUUUCAUAACAUUCUGUCUUCUCUCCAUGUUAUCAGCAUAGCCAUUGAUAAACCAGGGGCCAAGUCAUUCUUCAAAGAACGAGAAGAAUUGUACAUUAAUGGUGCAAGACAAAGAUUUAACUGUUUGAUCAGGAUUCAGGAAGGCACAGAAGAGGUUGAAGAAACUGGGAAAGAUGGGAACAGCUAUGGAGAGGACCAGCAGUCAUGCUAUAAAGUGAAGCUAGGAAAUGGUAUUCUGGUAGCUCUUCUGAAAGCCGACAUGACCAAGUGUUCGGCUGAUGUUGUAGUCAAUGCAUCGAACGGAGAAUUGAUUCAUAUUGGUGGUCUUGCAAGUAGGCUGCUGGAAGCAGCGGGUCCAGAGCUACAAAAAGAGUGUAAGGACCAUGUGAAGGAACAUGGAGCUUUGAAGCCUGGUUGUGUAACAAUCACAAGUGCUUGGAAGCUGCCAUGUAAACAGGUGAUUCAUGCUGUUGGGCCAAGGUGGCAAAUUGCCAAAAAAGAAAAAUGUAUACAGCUGUUAAAAAAUACUGUGAAGGAAAGUUUAAGGCUAGCAGUCCGCUGCCAGCAUCGCUCUAUAGCUAUCCCUGCCAUAAGUUCUGGAAUUUUUGGGUUUCCAUUAAAAGAGUGUACCCAUUCCAUUGUAACAGCCAUCAAAGAAAGCUUAGAAGAUUUUUCUGAGAACAGCUGCCUAAAACAGAUUUACCUUAUGGAUAUUAAAGAUGAUACUAUUCAAGCUUUCUCUGAAGCCCUAAAUGAAAUAUUUGGGCCCUCACUUUCUACAACCUACCCGUUUCCCAAAACUAAGCAAUCUGCUGCAAAAAUCCAACCAGAACGGGAAAUGUUGAUGACAGCUGAAGGGUUAAAAAUAUUGCUUCUGAAGAAAGGAAUUGAAGAGGCAGCAACGGAUGUGAUUGUCAAUAGUGUUGCCAGAGACUUGCAGCUGGACAAAGGACCACUUUCCAAGGCCCUUCUGGCCAAAGCAGGAGCAGAACUCCAAGUGGAGUUAACCCAAGAAGGUCAAGGGAAAGACAUCAAGGAAGGCUGUGUGCUCAAAACCAGUGGAUAUGCUCUGAGCUGCCUUCAUGUUCUUCAUGCUAUUUUACCUGCUUGGAAUCGAAGGAAGAAAUCGGAAAGCAAGGAUUUAGGGAACAUAAUUGAGAAAUGCCUGAAAGUCACCGAACAACUCUCCCUGAGUUCCAUCACCUUCCCAGCUAUUGGAACCGGAAAUCUCGGCUAUCCUAAGCAAUAUGUGGCUAAAACGUUUUUUGAUGAAGUUUUCAAAUUCAGUCAAGCUGAAAAUCCAAAGUCCCUUAAAGAAGUUCAUUUUGUGCUUCAUUCCAGGGAUGCCACCACCAUCCAGGCAUUCAUGGAUGAAUUAAACAGUAGGUUGAGUGUAAGCCAAACAAGCUCUCCAGUGCCCAAAGCUUCAUCUGAGAAUUUUCAGCAGGAAAGUCAAGUUUUUUUUGAGCCGAGUUCAAGUGUAAAAUAUGGAAUUCUUAAAAUGCAAAUUGGCUCAGUUGAACUGCAACUGGAAGAGGGAGAUCUUACUGAACAGAAGACAGAUGCCAUCGUAAACAUAACCAAUCACACGUUUAAUCUCAGAAAUGGUGUUUCCAAAGCAAUUAUGGAAAGUGCUGGUCCAGAGGUGGUGAAAGAAUGUAAUGAUCUGGCUUCCCAGCCACACAAUAACCUCAUAUGCACUCAAGGAGGAAAUCUGCCUUGUAAAAGUAUAAUCCAUCUUGUGCACAGCGAUGAUAUAAAAAAACAAGUCUCUCAAACACUCAAGGAAUGUGAGCAGAGGCAAUUUACAUCUGUUGCAUUUCCAGCAAUUGGGACAGGAAUUGCAAAACGCGAUCCGGUUAGGGCAGCUGAUAGCAUGAUUGAUGCUGUCGUGGACUAUGCAAGUACAACAUCACCCCCCGGGGUGAGAGAAAUUAAAAUAAUCAUUUUCCAGCCACAUCUACUAGAUGUAUUUUAUGCAAGCAUGCAGAAGAAGGGAAUCACAGCUAGUAAAUCUGGUAGUGGUAUGCGUACACCGAAAUCCUUUUUCUCAAAAGUAGCAGAAUUCUUUACCACUAAAAAACCUGCUGUGGAAUUAAAACCUGCCUUAUUUUUGGAGAAAACAGUUGAGCCAGUCAUUUUUCAGAUUUGCGGUGACCACCAGAAAAAUGUGGAAAAUGCAGCGGCGUGGAUUAAGAGCCUGAUUUUAGAGUCCCAGAAUGAAUAUAUUAUCUCGGAUGAAUGGAUCUCAAACUUUGGAGAAAGCGAAUAUAAAAACCUGGAAAAACUCCAGAAAAAGUUGCACAUUGCCAUUAAACUAGAUAAUGAAGCUUUUCCUCCUUCGCUUUGUAUUUGUGGGAUAACUAAAGAUGUCUUGCAUGCCAGUACAGAAAUACAGACAAUGAUCAGAAGGAUCCGAGAGGAUAGAGAAGAAAAAUCCAAGGCAGAUCUUCUGACAAACCUUGUAUUGUGGCGUUAUGAAGACAAUGGGCAAUAUAGAUCUUUUGACAGUCUGACCAAUAUGCAGAUAGAAGCUGCAGCACAACAUCAGAGGCUGCAUGAGCUGACCAUAAACAACAAGUGUUACAAAGUGGACCUUAGUAAAAUGCAGGCUGUCGAUGACCAGGGAAAGUGCAUUGCCCUUCGGCGUGUUGCAAAAGUAGAAGAUAAUCCAGCAACCGCAAUUCCUGAAGAGUGGGAUGCCAUGGAGGAAACGAUGCGUAUUAAAGUGGUGGAGCUGAAACCAGAAAUGACGGAAUAUAAAAAAGUCCAGGAUAUGUUUAACCGAACAUGCAAGGAUUAUACCAUUCAAAAGAUUGAGAGGAUACAAAAUCCCUACUAUUGGCAGGCAUACCAAAUAAAAAAGCAGGAGAUGGAUGCCAAGAACGGCAGCAUAAAUAACGAGAGGCUCCUUUUUCAUGGAACAGCCAGUACAUCCUUAACCCACAUAAACAGCACCGGCUUUAACAGGAGUUACGCUGGAUUGCAUGCUGCCUAUUUCGGAAAUGGAACUUACUUUGCCGUAAAUGCCUCUUAUUCUGCCCAUGAUACCUAUUCGCAACCAGAUGCAUCUGGGAUAAAAUACAUGUACCUUGCCAGAGUGCUUGUGGGAGAAUAUUGUGUUGGGUCAAAAGGAUUAGUCGUCCCAUAUCAAAAAAAUGUGACCGAUCCAACUGAUCUAUAUGACAGCGUAACUGAUCACCUGAGAAAACCCAGCAUUUUUGUAAUAUUCAACGACAUCCAAGCAUAUCCUGAGUAUCUCAUUACAUUUAAAGUUUAACUAACCAAGUUUCCAUAACUUGGUUAAACUUAAUAAUGCAAAAAAUAAAAAAAAAUUGAAUGAUGUAUUCAUGUGCUUUUGUAAAAAAGAACAAACGAUGUCUGAAUGAAUAAAAUAAUGCACUAU
Ahaetulla prasina is the source of this 5867-nucleotide messenger RNA. Its product is annotated as protein mono-ADP-ribosyltransferase PARP14-like. The record is from RefSeq and is a predicted model, not a curated record. Gene Ontology annotation, cellular component: cytoplasm; nucleus. The transcript has 18 exons. Lineage: Eukaryota; Metazoa; Chordata; Lepidosauria; Squamata; Colubridae. Gene Ontology annotation, biological process: negative regulation of gene expression. Gene Ontology annotation, molecular function: NAD+ poly-ADP-ribosyltransferase activity; transcription corepressor activity. The coding region runs from base 45 to 5741 and encodes 1898 amino acids.